Messenger RNA from Capsicum annuum, 2705 nucleotides. RefSeq names its product pentatricopeptide repeat-containing protein At1g02060, chloroplastic. The record is from RefSeq and is a predicted model, not a curated record. Gene Ontology annotation, molecular function: protein binding. Bases 30 to 2216 code for a protein of 728 amino acids. Lineage: Eukaryota; Viridiplantae; Streptophyta; Magnoliopsida; Solanales; Solanaceae. The transcript has a single exon.
UCAAAAAAUGUGUCAAAUGGACUAGCAGGAUGGCAAUGGUUCCUUUUUCUUCAGUAAAAACCAACUCCACCAUCUUCACAUUCAGAGCACCUCAUUUUCAAUACCUCUGUGUAUCCACUCUUGCUCACAUUUUCUCCCAGCAAAAAACUACCAAACCCAAAAAUGGCAAACACCUCAUUAACCCCAAACCAAAAUCACCUUCUUCCAAAUCCAAGAAAGCUGCAAACAUGGCGUAUAUCAUCAACACAAACCCAUGGUCAUCUAUUCUUGAAUCUUCUCUUUCCUCCCUCACUCAACCUUCCCUUUCUCACACCACUGUCCUUCACACACUCCGCUUCAUCAACACACCUUCCAAAGCCCUUCACUUCUUCAACUGGACCCAAAAAAUGAGGUUUCCACACACCCAUCAAUCGUAUUUACUCAUGCUGCAACUCCUCGCCAAUGCCCGUAGCUUAAAUUCAGCAAGAAACUUCCUCUUAUCUAUACCCAAAAGGUCUAAUGGUACUGUACCACUUCAAGAUAACUACUUUAACAUCUUGAUUCGAAGUUUUGGUAGUGCUGGGCUUUUUCAAGAAUCAUUGAAGGUGUUUAAACUGAUGAAGUCACUUGGAGUUUCACCCUCUGUCAUUACGUUCAAUAGUUUGUUUUCGAUCUUGCUUAAGAGGGGUCGAACCGGUAUGGUCUACCAACUGUUUGAUGAAAUGCUUAAGACAUUUGGUGCUAAGCCUGAUGUGUAUACUUUUAACAUUUUGAUCAGAGGAUUUUGUAUGAACUCUAUGGUUGAUCAAGGGUUUAGGUUUUUUAAGGAGAUGGAGAAGCAUGAAUGUGAUCCGGAUGUGAUUACAUACAAUACCAUUAUUGACGGUUUGUGUAGGGCGGGGAAAGUGAAGAUUGCACAUAAUGUGUUAAAGGGUAUGGUCAAGAGAGGUCAUCAGUUGAGUCCUAAUGUUGUAAGCUUUACUACUUUGGUUAGAGGGUAUUGUGAGAAGCAAGAGGUUGAACAAGCUCUUGAUGUUGUUGAGGAAAUGAUAUAUUGUGGUCUAAAACCGACAAGUAUUACUUAUAAUACUCUUAUACAAGGUCUGUGUGUGGCUAAAAGAUUUGACAGAAUAAAAGACAUCUUGGAGGGGACUGUAGGAGGCGGAGGACUUAUUCCAGAUACAUGUACUUUCAAUACGUUGAUUACCUAUCACUGCAACGUGGGAAAUAUGGAUGAAGCAAUAAAAGUUUUUGAGAACAUGUCAAAGUUAAAGGUGAAGCCUGAUUCAGCAACGUAUAGCGUCUUAAUACGGAGCUUUAGUCGAAAAGGAUACUUUGAGAGGGCAGAGAAAUUAUUUGAUGACGUAAUGAAGAAGGAGGUAUUGCUUUGUGGUGAUGGCUGUACUCCUCUUGUUGCAGCAUACAAUCCCAUGUUUGAGUAUUUGUGCAAGAUUGGCAAGACGAAAAAGGCUGAGAAAGUAUUCAGGCAGCUAAUGAGAAGAGGAACUCAGGAUCCUUUUGCUUAUGAACUCCUGAUCACGGGGCAUUGCAAAGAAGGCACAUUUAAUGAUGCACAUGAACUCUUAGUUUUGAUGUUGAGGAGAGAUUAUGUACCUAAUAGUGUAAUUUACGAGUCCCUAAUUGAAGGUUUGCUUCAAAAGAAUGAGCCUAAAGUUGCUUACGAUACUCUAGAGAAGAUGUUGAAAAGCUCCCAUCUUCCGAGGUCUUCGACUUUCCAUCAAAUCCUUACGGAACUUAUCAAGAGCAAGUGCGCAAGUGAAUGUGCUUCCUUGGUGAAACUAAUGUUAGAUAACAAAGUUAGACAAAGCAUUAGUCUUUCAACUGAUACUGUGAGGAUACUCUUCCUAGCAGGUUUAAAGGAAAGAGCUUUCGAGAUUGUUAGUUGCCUUUAUGAAAAUGAAUACAUGGUAAAUAUGGAAGGUUUGGUUGUUUUCCUUUGCCAGUGUAGAAAGUUAUUGGAGGCACACAAAUUGUUCCUGUUUAGCUUAAGUAAGGGUCAUAUUCUGAAUGUAGAUACAUGCACUACUCUUUUAUCUGCUCUCUGCAAAGCACGUAGAGCUUCAGAAGCAUUUGAGAUUUACUAUGAGUUGCUCGAUAAAGGAGUCCAACAACCUUUAGAAUGCAUACAAGAGUUACGGCUUGUUCUUGAAACUGAAGGAAGAAGUAAGGAAGCUGAAUUUGUUAAGAAGAGAAUCCUAAGCCAAUCAGUCCGAUAGAUUGGAUCAAAUCAAACUUGUGCAUCUGAAGGAGAUCGAUAUCUGUUGUGUAUAGCAUGCAAGAGUUCUACUUUUCGCAUUUUGUUCUGAAAAGUAAAGGUUUGCAUAUGGUGUUGGUACUUCCCUUACAUGGCAAUUCUGUCUGGGACUGAAUGCCUCUGGAAUGUGAGGGAUUAAGAGUGCUAUCUGGUUCAGGAUUAUGGACAAGUCUGAUUCGGAUAGCCAUUGAUGACCGGAAACUUAACAGUCCUGAGGUCGCUGGUUCACCCAAAUUUGCUGCUUAAUAAUUUUGAGAAAAAUAUGGUGCAAGUGCAUGCAUAGGGGAUGGGUUCUACACUUGAUUACAACAGUGUUGGACAUCAUAAACAGUCAAAAAAACUCCAUAUUUGCAAUAUUCCAUGCAUUGUAGUUUCUGGACAUUAUAACACUACAUAUUGUGCAUUGUAGUUUUUGGAUAUUACAACACAAUUUUGAAAUUUGUCAUUUUUG